This is a messenger RNA of Hydatigera taeniaeformis, 1278 nucleotides long. The record is from the annotation of a GenBank genome assembly. NCBI's taxonomy places the organism in Eukaryota, Metazoa, Platyhelminthes, Cestoda, Cyclophyllidea, Taeniidae.
AUGACUCCAGCUAGUGAACUCUUUGAGCUUGUUCAGUCCGGCCUACACAUUGAGUAUCCAUCGGUAUUCGUGGAAUGCGCCCUUCACCACCUCUGUUCUACCUGUAUUCCCGCAUUCCGAGAACUCAAAACGGACUAUCCGACCGCAUCCGACGUGGAUCCUUUCGAACAUGCUGUUUGCAUGCUCUCUGAUCAUUUGCCCGCUUUUAUCCGUCUUUUUCAGUGGUUCCAACUCGUUCAAGUGAACACUCAGUCACUCUACCGUCUAAUCGCUCAAAACCUCCCCUCCUCCCCCCAACGUUCAUGCUUUGAAGUUGCCGUGGUGGGUGACCUCUUCACUCCUGACGUCUACCACACUCUCAAGCCCUACCUUUAUGCAUAUCUUCUGCUAGAACUCAAUGCUGCUGAGCAGGAGACCUCAGAACACAACUGUUUUGAGGACUCGUUGACUACUGCCCGUCUCCUCGUUCGACUCUCGACAAGUGUAACAGAUCUAAUAGAACAGUGUCGCGGUGUCUUCGCUGCAGAAGAAUUUUCGCUUCUUUUCCUCCUAGAGGAUCUUGUCGUUCCGUUUGCUGAAUCGGUUUUUCUGCACAAAACGAGGGAGUUAAUGGAAGGACACUACACCGUGUCCUUUUUGGAGCCGCUCCAUGACUACGUGGAGCAUGUGAUGUUCAAAGCCUGGUUACCGCGUGUUUUUCGCAUAACCUCUUCUUGUGCGAGUUGUCCAUGGAGUAGUCAGUUGGUGUAUACCACAUUUUACAGCGUACGGCGUUCAGAGCUUUUCAGCAUUAUGAUGGACUAUCCCGACUCACAUCCCACCGUGAUGGAUCUCAAGGCGUAUCUCAUGGAAACCCGAGCGCUGCAGGAUCUCAUUGAUACUCUGAGUAAAGAGGUUGGCUCGCGUCUACUGCAGCCAGGCGUGCACACUGAUGAGGUGUUACUAGCGUAUGGAUGUUUGGUGCGAGGGCUGCGUGAGAUUGAUCCCUCUUCAGUGGCGCAAGACAUAGUCUGUCGUCCUGUAGCCUCGUGUCUUCGCGAACGAGACGAUGCGGUGCGCUGCAUUGUUGAUCGUCUUAUCGCCCCACCCCAACUCUCCACCAUUCCUGACGCCACCACUGACACUGAUACCAACGUUGCAGAUGUAGUCGCAGCAGACCAAAUUACGGGUCUCCAACGCGAACUUUUGUUGCCAACACCGCUGGAGGUAGAACCCACGGAUGAGAUGAGGGACUGUGACGCACAUCUUGUUGCACAUGGUAAGUCUAGGAUCAGUUAG